AGUCACGAGAGGGCGGCAUGCAGCUCCAGGCACAGGUGCUAUAUUAUGUAGACAGACGACUGUCAUUAGGACUAAAUGGUUGUAAGGCACAGACAGGCAUGACUAGUGUAUGAGAGUUCCAGACAGUCUGCAAAAGUUCUUUGAAGAUGUCUGGCUCAAAUGUGAGGCAAGUCCCAAUUCUUUCCAGACCAAAUCAAACUACAUCAUUCAUCCUCAAUGGAUAUCUGAGGCCAAAACAAACAGACAGCCGGAACCUCUGGUUAGACGUCCUUGGCCUUGGGAGCAGCCUCGAUUUAAAACAGAUUACCAGAUGUUUGUGAACAGCGAGAAAGUUGUCUCUUCGUCGGACGGGCCAAGGGAGCGAAACGAAAUUUCAAACUAUCGUCAGAGAGUACCUGAUGUUAGCUCCCCUGCAAGCCCACCCUAUUUUGUGAGGAACCCUUUGAUGAAUGAGAGAAUUCAAACUAACGUGACAUUUUAUUUCUAAGGCUAUCUAGUACACUCCUUUUUAGAUUAAAAAAUAUGCUUUAAUAAAUCUGUUUAUAUAUAUGCACAGAUAAUACAAAGUUACAAUAUUAUUUUAACAACUAACAGAAUUUAGAUAGUAAUUUAGAUCUAAGAAUAAUACAAUCAUAACUGCCUUUUUAUACCAAACGUGUGUCAAGUAGUCAACUCAUUAUUUCUGUCUAUCUUUCCUCUAAAAAUGUGUACACGUUAUUUCUAGCACACCCAUUCUCGGAUCAAGUUGAGACUUUGCUAUCAUUGGCAUAGACAAGACAUGAAUCAAUACAAAAAAUUAAACAAUUACCUCAUGACUCUUGGAGUGGAAACUGAGUUCCUCAUGACUCUUGGACUGGAAAUUCAACAAAGAAACCAGUCCAAUAAGUCCACCAUGAUGUCUCAGGAAUGUGACAGUUUCGUGAAAUGAAAUGGCAGUCCUCCCAUGAAACUCAAACACAAUGAAUUCCUAUAGGUUUAUGAACUUUGAUUUUCGGAUGCUUAAAGCUAGGAGUAAAAGAACACUUCAUUAAAAAAAAAAAGAAUGAUCCAAACAACAAAUGCCUUUAUCACAGACAACCACAAAGCAAAGAUUCUGUUUCUUUCUUGACCAUUUGGAGUCACGUGGCAUCAAGUAGAAGGGAGUCUGUCCCAUGACUAAACACCUAAAUGGAAUUUAGUGAAGGCUCCCCGCAGGAAUUUUCAGCUUUAAGAGUAGCUAAUCAUCUUUGUAUAUUGAGUGCUAUGUCCAAAAAAUUAGUCUUAGGAAACCCUAAUCUGGCAAGUAGCAUUGAGUCAUAAAGAGAAAAAAAAAUUAGAAACGAUUAGCUAAAAAAAUAUCUGAAAUUAAAAUGUUUAACUGGAAUUAAAGCAAUGGCAAGUGUAUGCAUUUAGUCUAAUGCAUUACAAGAAUACGAUUUCUGGCUUAAAACCCAGAUUGGGCAACAAACGUAAGCACUGUUCAAUGCACACAAAGUUUGUUGUUUUGGCUAAAACAUUUGAACAACAAAAACAUAACUCACCAUGUUAUAUAUUUACACUAUAUCUUGUGUUGUUUUAUUAUUUAUUUGAGUAUAAUUUUCCAUUACUUUUGCAUAACAGCAUCUGUCUAUUCCUAACAGUGUAGCAUGAUCAAAAUACAAGAAAACAACUUUAUUUCUAUUUUAUAACAUUGUAAAAUUAAA
This is a messenger RNA of Biomphalaria glabrata, 1682 nucleotides long. RefSeq lists its product as uncharacterized. The transcript is spliced from 3 exons. The coding region runs from base 110 to 487 and encodes 125 amino acids. NCBI's taxonomy places the organism in Eukaryota, Metazoa, Mollusca, Gastropoda, Planorbidae. The record is from RefSeq and is a predicted model, not a curated record.